Plasmopara halstedii is the source of this 1164-nucleotide messenger RNA. Its product is annotated as ira2 protein. Gene Ontology annotation, biological process: regulation of GTPase activity. Bases 1 to 1164 code for a protein of 387 amino acids. The transcript is spliced from 2 exons. The record is from RefSeq and is a predicted model, not a curated record. Lineage: Eukaryota; Oomycota; Peronosporomycetes; Peronosporales; Peronosporaceae.
AUGGCUUUAAGUGAUUGGCUGGCAGCACAAUCUGUCUUUUCUGACACUGGUGUGGCUUUUCUGAACGAACGACUGCCCUUUCUGCCAAGACAUGUUCAGCGACUGCUCGAGCAUCAGUGUGUGGACCCCAUUAACGUGCAGCCAGCGCAGAUUAUUCCAGCUGGCGUCGAAGAAAAUCACUCAACGGAUGCGACAGUGCUCAUUGUAGAACUUGCAGUGCAAGGAAACAACAUUGUGGGAGCCAGUCAGCUCCCCUGGAUUUUACAGCGAAGGCGCUCUCAGAGCGAACUACCUCGCCUGUACGAAUUAGAGCGCGCCGUUCAGGCCGAAAUUAAGGACAUUUGUGGUCGUGAAGAGCUUUUUUUGCGCUCAACAUCAGAACUUACAUCUUUGAUGAAAAAGCUCGGUCAAAAACAUGGCCGCGCCUACUUUCGUUACGUGUUGCGCAAUGUAUUUGGCGAAAAGUCCAUGCUCUACGAAGUUUGCGGACCCCCCUCGACAAAACAGGUCUGUGCGUACGCCAAAAGCGUCAUUCAGCGGAUGGCCAAAGCUAUUCACUUUGCUCCGCUCGUAUUACGUGCUUGCUGCUACUACAUGCUUACUGAAUUUCGCAAGGCCUUCCCGGAUUGCAAGCAAGAUGCGCGUAUUGUGGUAGGGAGUCUGCUCUUCCUACGUAUUAUUUGUCCCGCGCUCAUCAAACCCGAAAUGUUCGACUUUCCUGCACAUACGUCGCAGUCGCUGCCCGUGGCUGUGCAGAUUGCUAAAAUCUUGCAGCACACUCUUAGUGGCACACCAGUCGGCGACAGCAAUUCCGGGUGUGACGAUAGCAACGCCUUUAUCAAUACCUACCAGCCCUUUGUCGCGAGUUUUCUCGUGCGUUUCCCACAACUGCGAGUUGUAUCCGGAUGUGAUGAACCAUCGCAGAUGUCUGAAUGGUGUGAACUUGCAGCGUGGGAUGGCCGUAAUGUGUCGUCCUCAGGUACUAGUAACUGGAGAGCAUCACAAUUCUGGAAUGUCCAGCGCCCUACCGGCAAAUUCCGCGGGCUGUCUUUGAGUGUUAGUGAUGUGAUCAAAAACAAAAAGAAGUUUUCACUGCGAUUUUGGUCGAGAGGUUCUACUGGUGAUGUUAACGUCUCCCAGCGGCCAACUCCAUCAAACAGCUAG